CUAUUGGCUGCCAGCUGACUUAUACUCUGUUGUUCAGUACAAAUUGAAGGAAACCACACCGACAAUAAAUAAGAGAAAGAAAUCAAUAUCUUGAGCCAAAAUAGUAAUCUCAUUUUGGAUAUUAAACUCCGUGUUUGACAGUCGAAUGCGGCAGAAGCUCGGACGUAAGGAAGUUUAUAUUCUUAUAAACCAUGCUAACAUUGUUAGCUAACUAGCCAGCGUCUCGUCGCCUCCUCUUCAUCUUCAUGGGUUUCUGCUGUGGAGUCUGCCAGGCUUUUGCUACAGGCAGCUGGGCAACAAAUUAAUGCCAUCUGCCAGGGUGGGUUACCUUUAUGUUUGCCCAACACCAUCCACAUACCGAUGUUGGACUUUUUGUUGAUGAAAAACAGAAUAAACGAGUGGAUACCACGCUAACACAAACUCCGGUCAUAUUAUGAGUGGGGCGAGUUGCAAAGCUAACGGUGCCGUGUACCCUGCCUCAUCGGCAAUGAUGAACUCUGUGAAGAAGCCGAAGAUGGAGCAGAUACAGGCCGACCAUGAGCUGUUUCUACAGGCCUUUGAAAAACCGACUCAGAUAUACAGAUUUCUUCGCACAAGAAACUUGAUUGCACCAAUUUUUUUGCACAGGACGCUUACCUUCAUGUCUCACAGAAAUGGUCGAACAAAUGCCAGAAGGAAAACAUUCAAAGUGGACGAUAUGUUGCAGACAGUUGAGAAGAUGAAGGGGGAGCAGGAUUCUCCAAGCUUGUCUUCACAUCUACAGUUAACUUUCACUGGGUUCUUCCAUAAGGAUGAAAAGCCAUCACAAAAUUCAGAAAAUGAACAAAAUUCUGUAUCUUUAGAGGUGCUACUUGUCAAAGUCUGCCAUAAGAAACGCAAGGAUGUCAGCUGCCCAAUAAAGCAAGUGCCUACAGGUAAAAAGCAGGUGCCUUUGAACCCUGACAGUAACCAAACCAAGCCUGGCUCCUACCCUUCCUUACUGGUGUCCAGCAAUGAGUUUGAGCCUAGCAACAGCCACAUGGUCAAGUCCUAUUCGCUCCUGUUCAGGGUGUCGCGCACAGGAAGGAGGGAUACUAACGGCCUGGUUAACGGAGAGGCCAAUGAAAACAUUGAUGUAACAGAUACUCCCAGUAGAAAGAAGAGGAGUUCAGCCCAUAGAGAGGAGGGAGAAGCCACAGAGACUUAUGUUGCACAAAUGACUGUUUUUGAUAAGAAUAGGAGAUUGCAGCUGCUGGAUGGGGAGUACGAGGUGUCCAUGCAGGGGAUGGAAGACAGCCCUGUUAGCAAGAAGAGAGCAACAUGGGAAACCAUUCUUGAUGGAAAGAGACUGCCACCAUUCGAGACGUUUUCUCAGGGACCCACAUUGCAGUUCAUGCUGCGUUGGACAGGUGAUUCCAGCGGAAAGUCCACUGCCCCGGUGGCAAAACCCCUUGCCACCCGCAAUUCAGAGAGCUACAGCCCCAUGGAGACACGGACCAGCAACCACCGAGCUGCCCUCAUGACAGUGAAAGAGUCAGUGAGCACAGACAUUCAGACGAGGAAAGAGCAGGUCCCGUGUGAGCCGCGGCAGAAGCUACGUAUUUUUUAUCAGUUCUUGUACAACAACAACACACGGCAGCAAACAGAAGCAAGAGACGAUCUUCACUGCCCCUGGUGUACCCUGAACUGCAGCAAACUCUACAGCCUGCUCAAGCACCUCAAACUCUCUCACUCUCGCUUCAUCUUCAACUAUGUGCCUCACCCCAAAGGAGCACGGAUAGAUGUGUCCAUCAAUGAGUGCUAUGAUGGCUCGUAUGUUGGCAACCCUCAGGACAUCCACAGCCAGCCGGGCUUUGCUUUCAGCCGCAAUGGGCCUGUUAAGAGGACCGCUGUUACUCACAUACUGGUCUGCAGACCAAAGAGGACCAAACCAAGUCUGUCAGAGUUCCUGGAGACUGAGGAUGGAGAGUUGGAGCAGCAGAGGACUUACGUCAGUGGGCACAACCGACUGUACUUCCACAGUGACAGUUGCAUGCCCCUUAGGCCCCAGGAGAUGGAUGUGGACAGCGAGGACGAGCGAGAUCCAGAGUGGCUCAGAGAAAAGACAGCCACGCAACUGGAUGAGUUCACAGAUGUAAACGAGGGAGAGAAGGAGGUGAUGAAGCUGUGGAACCUUCAUGUCAUGAAGUACGGUUUCAUAGCAGAUAACCAGAUGAAUCAGGCCAUCAUGCUUUUCACCGAGAACAGUGGUGCUUACAUCAUCCGCCGCAACCUCUGCCGCAAUUUCCUCUUGCAUCUGGUCAGCAUGCACGACUUCAACCUGGUGAGCACGGCCACCAUCGACCGCGCCAUGGACCGUCUGCGACAGAUCCAGGAGGAGCUGCCGGACACAGAAGAGGUGCCACAGGAUAGAAUUCUGGUCUCAGUCGGUGCCUGCAACGGAAACGCUGUCACCUCCUCUGGAGGAAAACAGGGCAAGAGGACAAAAAGUGGGCUAACGGACUGAUGCAGGCUGAACGGGUGGAACAGUUAUUGUCGAAGGUUUCCAUUUUUUGUUUAAAUUUCUUUUCUUUUUCUUUAUUGGACAUAACCGACCCUAUGGUGCUUAGAUAGGUGGGGGAGAACUGGUCUCUGGAGGAUCUAACCUGAAGCAGACCAGUAUACAAGGUAAACAAGUUUUUGAAACUUGCGAAUUGAACCAAAUAUGAACAAUAACAAAGUGAAUCGCCCACAUCAACACAAACCAGGAAUCGGCGGACUGAAGGAUGCAAGUGGAACCUACUUGUAUGCAUUUGUAGGUGCCACUGAAGUAUCUGUGUUUGGGUGUGAGUGUGAACAAACUAAGAGUCUUCUGAUGUGGCUCACUCAACUGUCUUUGGUAUGUCCUUGUUUUAGACAACUGUACGGAGACUACAGUUAAAGCUGGACUGGUGACAUUGUCAAUGUUGAUUAUUUGUACACAUACACAGUAAUGUUGAAAACUUAUCCUUUUAGCUGAUUAUGUUAGCACUUGGUGUUUGUAUUUAGAAAGCUUACCUUGAAUUUGUCUUUUUUUUUUUUUUUUAAAUCAUGCUGCGCCAAAUGUUCAAUGCAGCUUUUCCACUGUUAUCAGUGGAGAAACUUUAGUGGGUUUGAUUUCGCUGUUGUGAAUGACAUUAAAUUUGAGGGAAGUCAGUCCAACUCCGCAUUGUCAUGAAUGUGUGGAAUAUAUGAAGCCUUCAGAGCUUGUGUGAGGAGUCUCUAUGGACUGUUGGUUUUGCUGGUAGGUUGCCAUGAAUAUAGUGUUAUACUGUAAGCCUUUGACGAGAAUAAACUACUUCAUCACCCCUGAGCCUUUUGACCUGUAUCGAAAAAAUGUCAAGGAAAGCCAGGGAACUUUUCUGAAUAUUUUCCCUAAGAUUUACUGAAACAACCAGCAGAACAUCACCCCAUGUAUCAUGUAGUGUGCAUAGGAGCGAGAUAUAAAAGCCAGCGGUUUUCUGAAGCUGCUGGCACCUGUAGUUUCUCUUCACGUCAAGGUUUGAACAUGUUGGAGUGUCAGUAUAAGUACCAGUAGCUGACUGACAGAAAUGUGUAUACAUGUAAUUAUAUCAAAAUGUUUAGAUGUGCCCCGAACGACUCCACUACUUAACAAAUUGUGUUUCUUUUCUCAAAGCAAUAUACUGUUUAUUGGAUGUUUGGUUUUCAGGUCAAAGUUCAUUGUCUGUCCUUUUAGGUGCAGUUUAUGCCAAAGGGUUAUAUUUUCAUCAGCCUCUUAGUUCUGUAUAUUUUAUUAGUCUUUUUUUUUAUUGUUCAUUCCUUGAGAAGUUUUAAAAAGUGACACUUGUGUUUUUGUAGUCUGCACAAGAAUUGGGUUAUUGUCAUGAUUCAUUAUUUCAUCAGACUUCUCUUGUUGAAAACCAAAUUACCAAUAUAUUUUUCCUCUCUCUGGCAUUCACGGAGGGUUUUCUGUAUUCAUCCGGAAAAAGGGAGACCUAUUCACUAUUAUUGUCAAAACACCCUGUUUCAAAUUUGUGAACUGUACACUCUGGCUAUGGGGAUUUUUAUAUUUAAAGAAAUAAAAUAAAUUUGACCUUA
This is a messenger RNA of Notolabrus celidotus (New Zealand spotty), 4056 nucleotides long. RefSeq names its product SUZ12 polycomb repressive complex 2 subunit b (gene suz12b). Gene Ontology annotation, cellular component: ESC/E(Z) complex; nucleus. NCBI's taxonomy places the organism in Eukaryota, Metazoa, Chordata, Actinopteri, Labriformes, Labridae. Gene Ontology annotation, molecular function: chromatin DNA binding. The record is from RefSeq and is a predicted model, not a curated record. The transcript is spliced from 17 exons. Bases 434 to 2485 code for a protein of 683 amino acids.